GUUCUCCCGGACCCGGAUUGCAAGUCUUUCACACAAACAACAAUUCAUCACUUUCACAAGUCAUCCACCAUUUGAACUGAAUAUGACAUCAAAGAUGCCUUUCUUCACAUCCCUACAAACCACAAUCUUCCAACUACUCUCUCUCUCUCUGUCUCUCUCACACACACACACAAACAGAGGAAAGAAGAAGACAGGCAAUUGGAACAAGAGUGGAAACCAAGUCCAAGUCAUUAAUUCUUCCUUUGGCCUGUGCUAUGAAUAGCUUUUCUCUUGUUGGAAUUCUUGAGAUGAUCCCAAGUGCUAAUCAUCAGUGGGAGUAAAGGUAUAACAAACUCUACGAAGACACUGAUUCUUUGCUUUCAUCUUAAUAAGUACUUAGAUAUGCUUUCUUUCUUCACACACAUGUGCAAGAAAUACAAGUCAUCCCAUCUGUUCUUCUGUCUUCCUAGUUGAAUUCCAGCAGGUUCUUGAUCGUUCAGAGCGGUGAUCCGAUCCCGGAAAAUGGAGGAGUUUGAUUCCUCAACCAUUAACUCAAGAUCAUCGUCAGAGCCGGUCACGGAAUUCUCUAUCUUCAUUGAGAAACUAAGUCCAAUCCUCAGUGAAAUGAAGGAUAGCUUUGAGGUGAAGGGCGUGCCGGCCAUGCAGAAAGCAGUGGAGUCGCUGGAAACGGAUUAUAACCGCGCCAAAUCAGUGAUGGACAGUCAGAAUAUUCAGUCUUCUUCCCCGGCCAAACACAUCGAGCGUUUGAUACAGAAUCUUGGACGGUCGUUGGGGCUCGUUCUGUUCACUAGCCAUGACGUGCCGAUGGCUAAUAGGGAGAAGAUUGAGGCCUUGUGCAAGGAGAUGAUGAAUUUGAGGUUUGACUAUAGCUCGGACCGGGAGUCAGAAUUUGCUGAUGAGGAAGAGGAGACAGAGGAUGAAAUAGAGGAAAGGCAAGAGGAGGAGAUAGUAGAGGAGGAGCCAAGAAUAUUGACAGUUGAUGAUGCAAUCUUGCAGAUCAAGUAUGGUAAUGAAGAGAAGUUCAAGAAUGCCCUUUCGGUGCUGAAUGGAUUUGUCAAGGAUGGCAUGAUUUCCCACGACCGGGUUAUUGAGGAAGAUGUCGUCAAGAUGUUAUCUAGUCGACUGAGUUCAUGUAAAGGGAAGGAAAGGGCGAUCAUCGUUCAAACACUAAGGCAUCUUAUUCUACAGAAUGAUCAACACAAGGAAAAUAUGAAGGAUUUGGCAUUUUUAUCAUCAGUAGUGAGGUCACUAACGCGGGAUGAGGAAGAGCAGAGGGAGGCCGUGGGACUUUUGCUGAAUCUCUCUGAUGAUGCGGUAGUUAGAAGAAGAAUGGGAAGAGUACAAGGUUGUAUUGUUAUGUUGGUUGCCAUCUCAAAUGGGGACAAUCCAGACGCUUCACAUGAUGCAAGAAUGCUGCUGAAUGUAAUGUCGGGCAAUGCUCAACAUGCUCUUCAUAUGGCCGAGGCCGGUUAUUUCAAGCCUCUCGUUAAGUACCUAAAGGAAGGUUCAGAAAUGAGUAAGGUUCUUAUGGCAACUGCAUUAUCAAGGUUGGAACUCACUGACCAAAACAAAGCUUCCCUUGGAGAAGACGGGGCGAUCGAACCCCUUGUUAAGAUGUUCAACACAGGGAAUCUUGAGGCCAAGCUCUCUGCUUUAAAUGCACUCCAGAGCUUAUCCACUUUGAAGCAGAAUAUCCAACGUUUGAUAGAUUCAGGUAUUGUGGUAGCAUUGUUGCAGCUCCUAUUCUCCGUCACAUCAGUUCUCAUGACGUUGCGUGAACCAGCAUCAGCGAUACUAGCAAAGGUAGCACAAUCAGAAAGCAUACUCGUUAAACAAGAUGUUGCUCAUCAGAUGCUCUCGCUUCUGAGCCUAUCUAGCCCGGUAAUUCAAAACCAUCUCUUGGAAGCAUUAAAUAACAUUGUCGUGCAUGCAAGUGCAUCUAAAGUAAGGAAGAAAAUGAAGGAAAAUGGAGCAAUCCAGCUCCUUCUACCAUUCUUUACAGAAAGGGACACUCAAAUCAGAACCGGCGCCCUUAGGCUGGUUUACACACUCACCAAAGAUUUACAAGAAGAGCUCAUGGAACAGAUUGGUUAUGAACACGUACAUGUCGUUGCAAACGUUGUCUCAUCAUUGACAUCAUCAGAAUGUGAAAAAGCGGCAGCCCUUGGAAUACUCAGCAACUUGCCAGUGAGUGACGGGAAAGUCACGGACAUACUCAAGAACGCCAACUUACUGCCCUUGAUGGUUUCUAUUAUCAGUUUAAUCACAGAAAACUCGAAUUCAACACCUAUAACCGUGUGGCUGGCUGAGAGCAUUGCUGCUAUACUAAUCCGGUUCACGGUUCCUACUGAUAAAAGACUACAGCAUUACUCUGUGGACAACGAAGUAAUCCCUGUUCUUCUCAUGCUGCUGUCACGCAGCUCAGAAACUGCUAAACGUAACUCGGCUUUGUGUUUGACUCAAUUAUCACAGAAUUCACUGAGUUUGAGUAAGUCCCGAAAAUUGAAGUGGUUUUGCAUGCCCCCUUCAGUAGACGCUUUCUGUAGCGUUCAUGAUGGCUACUGCUCCGUCAAAAACACGUUUUGCUUAGUUAAGGCCGGAGCAGUUAUCCCGUUAAUCCGAAUUCUUGAAGGUACAGAAAGAGGAGCAGAUGAAGCAGUUCUAAGUUGCCUUUCAACUCUCUUACAAGACGAAAUAUGGGAGAAUGGAUGCAACUUCCUUGCAAGAACGUCUGCUGUUCAUGCUGUAAUUAGAGUUUUAACGUACGAGAGCUUGAAGUCUCGAGAGAAAGCCCUUUGGAUAUUGGAAAGAGUAUUUAGAGUUGAGGCUCAUAGAGAACAGUAUGGUGAAUCUGCACAAGUUUUGCUCAUUGAUCUUGCACAGAAUGGUGAUCCCAUGCUGGCACCUUCAGUGGCUAAGUUAUUGGCACAGCUGGAGCUCUUGCAAGAUCAGUCUAGUUACUUUUGAGGUUUUAAAGAUAUGUUGAUUUUCAUUUCUUUUUCUUUCAUUCUUUGCUCUUGUGUUUCUGAUUAAAACUGAAGAGGAAAAUGAAAAUCAACAGAAAAGCAUAUGUUAUACUGUCCAUAGCAUUCAUAUGUACAUUGUUUUCUGGACAAUUUCACUUGUUUGACAAUAGAUUGCUCACUUUGAAAUGUAAUUGGCUCUCUUCAUCAGCCUCUCUGUCUUAGAGGGGUGUUUGGGUUAGCUUAUUUCCAAGAUGUUACAAGCUCA
Messenger RNA from Sesamum indicum (sesame), 3231 nucleotides. RefSeq names its product U-box domain-containing protein 44. The record is from RefSeq and is a predicted model, not a curated record. Gene Ontology annotation, molecular function: protein binding. NCBI's taxonomy places the organism in Eukaryota, Viridiplantae, Streptophyta, Magnoliopsida, Lamiales, Pedaliaceae.